Messenger RNA from Scatophagus argus, 1060 nucleotides. RefSeq names its product RNA binding motif protein 8A (gene rbm8a). Gene Ontology annotation, cellular component: cytoplasm; exon-exon junction complex; nucleus. NCBI's taxonomy places the organism in Eukaryota, Metazoa, Chordata, Actinopteri, Scatophagidae. The transcript is spliced from 6 exons. The coding region runs from base 88 to 615 and encodes 175 amino acids. Gene Ontology annotation, biological process: RNA splicing. Gene Ontology annotation, molecular function: mRNA binding. The record is from RefSeq and is a predicted model, not a curated record.
UGGCAACAUCCGUCAACCGCUUGUCUCUUGCGUCCGCACGUUGCGUUGAUCAGCCGCAUACACACACACAGACGAGACUCAGACAUCAUGGCGGACGUAUUGGACCUUCAUGAGGCGGGAGGCGAGGACUUUCCUAUGGAUGAGGAUGGCGAUGAAAGCAUCCACAAGUUAAAGGAGAAAGCGAAGAAGAGGAAAGGACGAGGCUUUGGCUCGGAUGAAGGAGCCAGGUCCAGAAUUAAAGAGGAUUAUGAUACUGUGGAGCAGGAUGGAGACGAACCAGGCCCUCAGAGAUCUGUGGAGGGCUGGAUCUUGUUUGUGACCGGAGUACAUGAAGAAGCCACAGAGGAAGACAUCCAUGACAAGUUUUCAGAGUUUGGAGAAAUCAAGAACCUGCACCUCAACCUUGACCGCAGAACAGGUUACCUCAAGGGAUACGCACUGGUGGAGUAUGAGACAUACAAAGAAGCCCAGGCAGCCAUGGAAGGGCUCAACGGUCAGGACCUGAUGGGCCAGCCUAUCAGCGUUGACUGGGGAUUUGUCAGAGGGCCCCCCAAGAACAAGAGGAGGACUGGUGGGCGGAGACGCAGCAGAAGUCCAGACAGGAGGCGGCGUUAAGUCUGACGGCUGUCGUUGGGUAGAGGAGUUGUCUAUCACUGUCACAGGCAGUUUUAAUCCUCUCAUCCUGUAAUAUGCUAAAUUCCUAGUUUUUGUACAAUAUUUUGGAGUAACAGUUGUUGUGGCGUGCAGUUGUGCAAUUUCAACCAUUGAGAUAAGGAAUUGUGCUUCUUUCAGAAAUGAAUAACAACAGACAAAGUUGGCGAACAGCAGCAUUUCCUUUUUACGUAAAUUGUUAGUGCUGUUUUACAACAAAAGGAUAUCCGCUCAACGUGGAAAGUGAAACUAACUAAACUUUAAUGCCAGCUUGUACGUAGCACAUGGUUUAUGGUUUUCAUGAUUCCUUCAAAAUGUUGUUUCAGUUUGCUCAAUGUUGUGUGCAUUUUAUUGUGCUGGAGGUUUUUUUUUUAUUACUUGGGGGAAAAUUAAACUUUUUAAAAGAUGA